AUUUAUUUAUUUACUGUGUGCAUUUUUAAUCCAGCGCAUCCGUAGUCUUCUUAGCAUUGCAAGGUUUGGCGUCCCUACCUACAGUGCAUCUUUUUCUUCUGUUCCAAACUGCAUCUCCUUUUUUUGCUUUACUAGCGUGUGGAGCCUUGUCCCCCCACUCCCUGUGCCGGCUAAAAUCACGGCCUUUACUUGUGUGUUUCGCUGUUUUCCUUGUGAUCCAUCCUGUGGGAGUGCCUCCUGGGCGAACCCUGAGUUUGCACAACAUUCUGUUUCGCCGAUGGUGAAAAUGACCAGAUCAAAGACCUUCCAGGCAUAUCUGCCCUCAUGCCAUCGAACAUAUAGCUGUAUUCACUGCAGAGCACACCUGGCAAAUCACGAUGAGCUCAUCUCAAAGUCUUUUCAAGGAAGUCAAGGACGGGCAUACUUGUUCAAUUCCGUAGUUAAUGUGGGAUGUGGACCUGCAGAAGAACGGGUAUUGCUUACAGGACUGCAUGCAGUUGCAGAUAUUUAUUGCGAAAACUGCAAAACCACACUUGGCUGGAAAUAUGAACAUGCCUUUGAAAGCAGCCAGAAAUACAAAGAAGGAAAGUACAUCAUUGAGUUAGCUCACAUGAUUAAGGAUAAUGGCUGGGAAUGAAGAAAGUGGCAACAGCAACAAAAACGAGUGAGAGAGAGAGAGUGGCCUAGAGCUGUCCAGCUAUCCGAGUUCCAGAAUGUGAGAGAGAGUAGCUGCGUGCAUGACUAAAUACAUUUGGAGGCCAGGUGUUCAGAGCACCCUGAUGACCUUCUCUGACAUGUCAGCAACUGGCCUUUCUAUUUCUAUCUCUGUCUCCUUUUGCUUUCUAUCUCUUUGUGAGCUGAGUCCCUGGUUAUACCUGCUCUGUUCUACUUUCAGCUGAAAGAACGAGCACCAGUAUAGAACAACAUUCCACUUCCUUAUAUUCUUCUAACUGUGUUCUUGAAUCUGUGUUUGGUGACAUGGACUGAAUAGCUUUGCUGGCUAAGCAUGUAUAUGAAAGGAGAAUAGAACAGGGGCGAAAACAAAAGUUUGAAGGAGAAAAUGGGUAGGCCAAAUGAAAUGCUGCUGUUGGCUUCAGUCCUAGUUUGUUGAGCCUUAGGAGUUUCUGGUUUAUUUGCAGCAGUUGGGCCUUGUUAAAACUUUUGCUAGGAACAUAAAGUAGUUAUCACCAAAGUUUUUCCCAUUUGUUUACAGAUACCGAUAUUAAGUCACAUUGCAGUGUGUUCUAACACAGAAGGUAAACUAGCAUUACAUCUUCCAUCAAAAUGCCCUGCAGUACUGUUUCUGUGUAGCAAAGGAAUAUAAAAGUCUCCCAAAUAUCAUUUUUGAUAGACGCAAAGUGGACGUUAACCCAGUUCAAAAAAAGAAGGGAUAGGGACAUCUGCUGCAAAGAAAUUAUUCACCAUUUUUGCUGUACCACAAAAUUGUUCAAGCAGUGUUUUGCGUAGGGAAAAUGACUCUUUGCUUUUAAAUGAAUUUCUAGAGUGAAAUAUGAAAAGAAAAUCAGUAGUCCAACUAUGACAUUUUCAGCCAUUAUGUUAAUAUCUCAUAGUGAGAGAAGUACAGAAUUUUAUUUCUGUAUUUCCAUAGAGUAUGUAAUGAGUCAACUGUCAAGAUUAUUUUGUACAAUGAUAAAUUAUUGGGAGAAAAGUCGACAGCCCUUUAGCAGUGUUGCUGGUAAUGAAGGUAACUCCAGAGCGGUAUAGAUUUCUUUACUUCCACAAUGUUAUAGGUAUCUGAGAGAGACUGUGGUAAUUGUAUCAGAUAUGUGCAGCAAAAAUUCUAAACAGUAACACCAUUACAAGGAAGGGCAGAUGCAAAAACAAAUCUAAGAAAUAAACAUCAAAUAUAGAAUUAA
This is a messenger RNA of Protopterus annectens (West African lungfish), 1877 nucleotides long. It is a transcript of the gene YPEL2, whose product is annotated as yippee like 2. The record is from RefSeq and is a predicted model, not a curated record. The coding region runs from base 278 to 637 and encodes 119 amino acids. The transcript is spliced from 5 exons. Lineage: Eukaryota; Metazoa; Chordata; Ceratodontiformes; Protopteridae.